CGCUUUCCCUCUCCCCUGAACUCGGAGCUACUCUGUAAAUCGGUGUUGUUAAAGCUAACGAUGGCAGCGGCGGCGGGAUGCGGCUCGGCGGCCGCGGCUGCUGGCGGUGCGGCGGGUGGCGUGGCCGCGGCGCGGGGGCGCUUUCCCGGGCGGCCCUGGUCGUCGCGGAGCCGCCUGCGCUCGGAGAGGCGGUGGCAGCUCGGUCGCUCGGGCACGGAGCAGGACGACACUGGCGGCGGAGGCCCGAGGCCCGCAGGCUGCCUGGCGCUUGCGUGCGGAGAGGACCCGUCUCACCUGCGCCUGCUGGGGAUCGAGGCGAGCUACAAGAGCCUGGGGGAGGCCGGCUACAGCUCGAGUGGAAGCGAAGAGGGAUCUGAAUUCAAAGGUUUCGAAGCUGAAAAUGAAAGCAAGAGUGUUCUUGAACAGUCCAGAAGAAAUCGUCCCAAAUGUAACCGGGCAUCAACACAUUCGUCAAAAAGGGUACGUCGGAGACCAGCUCCUGCAACAGCCCCAGCUGUGGAGAAGAGUCAAGCAACUCCCAAUGAUUCUGGAUCUGUGCAGGAGCUUCACAACACAGAGUCUUCUAAUGCUGUUUCGACUGAAGAUGCUGUUUCUGGCUCAGAUAAGCUAACAAAACAAAGACGCAGAAGAGGCUCUGUGAAAGACGAUGCUUCAUCUGCUCCAAGGAUCACUAUCAAGUUAGUGACUAAGAGGAGAGUUAAGGUAGAUGCAUCACAGAAGGCUGAAACUAAGGAAAAUCAGUGUGCCAUAGUCUCAUCUGCACAAGUGAAAUUAAAGAGAGGCGCAAAAGCCGCAGAAAGUGGUUCAGCUGAGGUAAAGGAAGAGGUCAUCACAAGAAGGCGAGGGAGAUCUGCAUCCAUUCAACAGAGUGCGCCAGAUGCAAAGGUUGAUGACCAAAAAGUAGAGGAAAAGUUGAGGAAGCCAACCCGCAAAACUCGUUCAACAUCAUGUAGUGACGUUGUAGAGCCAAACACUGGUGCAAAUAAGACCGAAGCAACAGACAGCGUCUCACAAGAAAGCCCAGAAGUUAAAAAGCUUGUGAUUCGGAGACGGAACAAAUUAGACUCAAGCCGGGUUGAGCAAGCCGGAGACCACAAAGAUGAGGCCAAGUUGUCAGAGUCGAUUUUAGAGGUGUCGACGGUUGAGGAGCCUAAACCACCUUCUAGAAAGAAAAAGAAAAAACGGAAGAAGAGAAAUCGGAAAGACAAAGUUACAGAAAAGGGUGAUGAAACCUUGGAUGCUUUGUCUCAGCAAACGACAGGAGACUCACUAGCGAACAAUUUUGUGGGAAUCCCAGGCUUAAAAUUGACACGAAUACGAAACCCAAAAGCCAGGUCACGCAAGAAAUGCAGCAAGUUUAUUUGGACCCUAACCCUCGUAAAGUGCAAAAGCAAAACUGUUAGUCCACCAACCCAAGAAAAUCUAAGCAAAGCACCAGAAAGCCUUAGCAAAGAGACAGAAUGUCCCUCAAAAUGUGCAAAAGACCUAGAUGUUUCAGCAGAAACAACAUCUAGUCCAGCUGACACUUCAGAGAUUAGUGUUCUGCAGGAGCAAGAAAGUAAGGAAUUGUUAAACACUGUUAAUAUUUCCAACAGCCCAGAAAGUACAGACAUCACAGAGAAAGAUGAUGAGAUCUCAAGAAAGGCUGAGGUGACCUCUGAAAAAGGCGAGGAGGAGACGUCAAGAAAGGAUAACAAGGAGGAGAUAUUGAGAAAGGACGACGAUGUGUCCCCAAGAAUAAACGAGGAGACAAAGUCAACAAAUGAUGGAGAGGUGAACUCAGGAAAACAUGCUGAGACAAGUUUAAGAAAUGAAGAUGAGGUGACCAUAAGAAAAGAUGAAGAGGAGCCUCAGGUGUCUGUUGCGGCCGAGGUUGUGAAAGAAAUGCAUCCAGAGGCGGCCGCAAAGACGGAUGUGGAUCCGAUGGGUAUAGAUUUCGUACCUCCCCUACAGAUAAAGGUUGUGUCCUCACCAGGAAAACACAACAGCGUAAAGCAGUCAUUUUCAAUCCAGCAAGCUGCAACUCCACCUAAACUAACAGAGGUUUCGAAUGAAGCUGAUCAUCAGUCUCCAGCAGAAACAGAGAACCCGAUAGAAACUACAGCUCCUCCUCUGAUACCCAAGGCUAGGCAUAGAUUGAGUCUCCACUCUCCUCGGAAGAAGCGUGUAAGGGGUGUAAGGCAUAAACCUUGGACACCUUGCAAGAGAAAAUCUAAGAGUGCUCCUUCUGGUGAUGACCCCGAUUCUAAAAUGAUUGCUGAAACCGAGAGUUCUGUCACUGAGACAGAGGCUCCAUCUGCUGUUGUGGAAGCUCCAGCUGCUGUUGUGGAAGCUCCAGCUGCUGUUGUGGAAGCUCCAGCUGCUGUGGUGGAAUCUCCAGCCGCUGAGAUGGAAGCUAAAGUUGCUGAAAUGGAAUCUCAGACCACUGAAACGGAAGCUCCAGCCUCUGAAACUGAACCCAAAGUGGGGAAAUUACCACAGUUACGUGAAAAGCCUAAACCAAGGAAGUACUCUGGUGAGGCUUCUCUUUCAAAAGCAAAAGGGUCUCUCCCAAGAUGUGAAGCACCAAUGUCUGAGGCAAGCGAGCCUACAAGCGUCAAUUGUGCUGCACUUCCACCUCAACCUGCAACCGAAACACAGCCAGAGGUUAAGACUCAGGAGUCGCCAUCAGCUGAGACUGCUGAAGUCUUGGUUUUAGAGCCUCAAAUGCCCGUCCCUGAUCAAGCAGAUCCUCCUCAUCAUGCUCAGCAACCAAUUAAGCAAGGCAAGAAAAGGCGAAGAACUUUAAUAGGACAAAGGUUAAAGGCUCGCAGAAAAAGGUUGCCCCAAAGACAGUUAACAGAAGAAGGGGCUGAUGGUUGCCCAGCAGGUGUAACUUCUGAGCCAGCACGGUCUAAGGUAGUUGGCAUACUGAAAACAAAGUACAGAAAUAGGCACGUUCCAUCAAGUCUUCCUUACUCUCUUGAAGACAAAAAAAGGAGAGCAAAGCUUUUCGCACAGCAAGUGGAACGUGAGCUUUGUUCUUAUAGCAAUGAGGAAAAAGAAAAAGCUGCUGUUGAUGAAAAAACAGACGCUGAUUCUGUUGAGAUCCAACCUGGUAAAACUAAAUUUGUUAAAAACAUUAAGCAUUUUAUAAUGCCCGUUGUCAGUGCCCGGUCUUCCCGGGUAAUAAAAACACCAAAGAGAUUUAUGGACGAUGCUGACAUGUCGGAUCUACCACGGAGGAAUGCGCAGAAGAAAGGGCACCAGUUAGGGUUGAAUCCAAAAGCAAAGAAACGAGAUGAUGGCGAAGAGAAAGAUGAGCCCUCCUCUCUACCAUCACAGGACGAAGAAGAUCUUCUGUCUGAACUACCCGAAGCUCAGUUAGAUCUCGAUUUGUCUUCUGCUGAAGAAUCUAAGCUUGAGCCAGUAAAUGAUUUGGAAAACCUAGGCGAAGAUAAGUUCUCUGGCAAGAGAAAAUCACUACUCCGAGACCCGGGUUUUAAUUGGCAAGUACUAGAGCCUGCAGGUGCAGAGAUCUACAACUUUGACCAAGAUCUGGAAAGGGAGUAUGAGGCCUUGUUGUCCGCAGAAGAUUUCUCGUUUGAUUCACUAAUAGACCCACCUCAGAAAAAGAAACCUAGCAUGAAAUUCAAGAAGCCGCAAUCACACCUAAAGCUCUAUAAGAAACUCAAGGAUGAACUAAACUUUGGUUCAACCAAGAAAAAGCUCAAAAAGCUCCCAUCGGUUGACACAGGGAAAACUGUUUUACCUCCUGCUGAGCCACCGAAGGUGGAGUCGGAGAAAGAAACCAGUUUAAUUCAAUCUCUGUCUGAUAUUAAGGCAGAAAAGUCUAAACUGAAGAUUGAGGAUCUUGACACUCCAGGAGUUGUUCGUAAAGUAUCCAUCUGUGUGCGGGCCCUCAGCAACAAGUUGUUGGCACAACAGCAGGAAGAGCAGGCGGAUGACAUGCCGGAUGAAUUCUCCAUCCAUACAGACAUUUCACUUCCUAAAAAAUCAAUGGACAUCGAGAAAAUGUUUCAAGCUGAUUCAAGAGAUCAGAAGGCAGAACGAGGCUUUGAUCAAAAGAGAGAGGACGUCAUCGAGUCAAAGGAGAAAAGCACCAUUCUGCGUCCUCACCUCUCUUGUGCCAACAAGCGCAUGUUCAACCUCCUCAAGAAGGCCAAGGUUCAGCUCAUCAAGAUUGAUCAGCAAAAACAACUCAAGUCAUCAGGGCUCCUGACAGAAGGCCGAAUCACAGCUGGGAAAAGGCAGAUCCGGAAACCAAUUACGCAACCGAAGGAUUCCUGUCCCGACAACACUGUUGCUUCUCCAGAGCCGGAGCCGGUAAGAGGAGGUCCACGCAUCAAGCAUGUUUGCCGAGCAGCAGCUGUGGUUCUGGGGCAGCCUCGUGCCAUCAUCCCAGACGAUAUCCCCAGACUGAGCGCUCUUCCACUGCAUGAAAGAUCAGGCAUUUCCCCAUCACCUGCCACUAAAGAUACAGAGUCACAUUCAGACCCAGACAGCCCCAUAGUGCAAGAGCAGAGGACGCCCAAGUUCCGCAAAGCCCGUGCACACGCACGUCGAUGUGGCCAGUGUAAAGGCUGCCUCCAUGAAGAGGACUGCGGCAAGUGCAUUAACUGCCUAGACAAGCCCAAAUUUGGUGGCCCUAACACCAAGCGACAGUGCUGUGUGUUUAAGAGGUGUGAUGAGGUUGAAGAAAGGAAGGCCAUGAGACUAUGUGGCAAAGGACAAAUGAAGAGGCGUCGCUCAUUAGUGAGUGCUGGUCACUCGAGUAAUGAGGAGUGUGAAGGGACAGAGGCACCUUCUGUAGGAGGAGACAGUCAGAGCCCAUCAUUACGAAAGCAACCCAAACGCACUGUUAAACCACGCUACUACUGCGAUCUGCUGGAUUACGACUCUGACCUCGACCCGGACAUGAACAGGACACCACACUCAACCUCACCAGCCCGGAGGAGAGCACCUGGUCCACGCAACAACGCAGACUUUGUGUCACUGGAUGACUUUGUUGGUGAUGGCCUGGACGAGGGAAUACGACAUCGCAGACCUGGGUUUAACAGAGUUCCACCCAUCAGGCGGAAAGCCGAGAAGAGUCCUCAUGAGCAAACACCACCCAGUGUCCUGGCAGCGCUGGCUAACGGUUUUUCCGAGAGAGUAAACGAACCCUCUGAGCCCACAUACAAGAUCUGUGUCGACUUUAAGGAGGACUGCAGCCUGCAGAGUGUUUGGUCGACCGGUGGAUUGAGCAUCCUCACCUCUGUGCCUCUCAUGCCUUCAUCUGUGUGCCUGCUGUGUGCCAGCAAAGGACAGCAUGAGAUGUUGUUCUGCCAAGUGUGUUGCGAACCUUUCCAUCACUUCUGCUUGGAGCCGUCAGAGCGCCCGGUGGAUGAGAACAAGGAGAACUGGUGCUGUCGUCGCUGCAAGUUCUGCCGUGUAUGCGGUCGCAAGAACAGACACUCCAAACCUCUGCUUGAGUGUGAACGAUGCCAGAACUGUUAUCAUCCUGCCUGUCUAGGGCCAAACUAUCCCAAACCCAACAAGCGCAAGAGGCCAUGGGUGUGUAUGAUGUGCAUCAGGUGUAAGAGCUGUGGCGUGACUCCAGGGAAGAGCUGGGACACAGAGUGGAACCACGAUAAGGGCUUCUGUCCUGACUGCACUCGGCUGUAUGAUCAAGGUAACUACUGCACAAUGUGCUUCAAGUGCUAUGAGGACAAUGAUUAUGAGAGCCAGAUGAUGCAGUGCUCAAUAUGUAACCACUGGGUCCAUGCCAAGUGCGAGGGAUUGACUGAUGACCUGUAUGAGAUCCUGUCGAGUUUGCCAGAGAGCGUUGUGUACUCCUGUCAGCCCUGCACCCGAACACAGCCUGGUGUCGUUCAGGAGAGCGAGGAGGGAGGAGGAUGGAGGGAGCUCCUGCUGCUGGAACUCCGAGCCGGAGUGGAGAAGGUGCUGGCCUGCCUGCUGAGCUCUACUCUCACUCAGCACCUGGUCACAUGCAGCGAGUGUGCAGCUCUCAAUGAAAUUGGCGAUGGAGGUCACGGAGAUGAUCUUCCUGUGUGUGAUUUGCGUGCCGUAGGGAAAAAGUUUGACAAAGGUCUAUAUACAACACUGAAAUCUUUCCAUGAGGAUGUGGUGAGAGUGAUUCGCAAAAGGCUAGAGAUAGAGGAAACCUUACCAGAGGACCAAAAACCAACUGCUCUGGCUCGCUCUUACUAUCUGAAGCUUAUGGAAGAGGUUUUCAGCUGGUUCAACAGUCAAGAUCCAAAAGUAUGGGAUCCACGCUCCAAACAUUUGCCAGCUGGAAUGCUCUCGAAUGCUGUACUGCCACCAACAAAUGAGCAUGUAUUUGCCCAAUGGCGGGAACAGGAGGAGGAGAGCAGGACUGUGAACACCAAGCAAGGAGGAGGCCUUACAGAGGUCAAAGCGGAAGAUGGAGCAGAUAAUUCUACCCCUGUGUCUCGCAGGCCUGUCAGCGGCCAAUACAGAGACUUGAGCGUGAAACUCAGACUGACGGGGAAAAAAGCACGACCAUCAAGAGAAGAUCUGGACACUGGGUGGUCAAAGGAAGAUGAGCGGCAGUGUGUCUUGUGUCAGAAGUAUGGCGAUGCAAAAUCAAGUGAUGCUGGUCGUCUGCUCUAUCUUGGACAAAAUGAGUGGGCUCAUGUCAACUGCUCAAUGUGGUCAGCUGAGGUGUUUGAGGAGGAUAACGGCUGCCUGAUGCAUGUGCAUAGUGCAGUAGCUAGAGGUCGCCUUAUGCGUUGUGAACGAUGUAACCAGACUGGGGCAACAGUGGGCUGCUGCCUUACCUCCUGCCAAAGCAACUACCACUUCAUGUGUGCCCGGUCUCGCAACUGUGUCUUCCAGGAUGACAAGAAAGUCUUCUGCUACAAGCAUCGUGAUCUCAUCAGUGGAAAAAUCAUUACAGGACAAGGGUUUGAAGUUCUUCGAAGGGUUUACGUGGACUUUGAGGGGAUCAGCCUUCGCAGGAAGUUUUUGACAGGAUUAGAACCAGAAUAUAUUAAUAUGAUGAUUGGUUCUCUUCAAGUCAGAAAACUUGGGAAGCUUAAUGAAUUGUCAACUGUUCAAGGAAAACUUGUUCCAGUGGGUUAUGAAUGUUCUCGGUGGUACUGGAGCACAAUAAACCCACGUCGCCGCUGCAAGUACACAUGCCGGGUCAUGGAGUUACGACCACCAGUUCAGGAGAAGCCAGCAGAAGAGCUGGCUGACCAGGGAGAAAAUCGCACAAUUGCCCACAGUCCAUGUCCUCAACCAGAAUCUGAAACUAUGGCGGGAGAUGUGACACCAGCAAAUCCAAGUUUAGUAUCUCCCUUUGCUAAGCCAGACUCUGGUACUCGACCCAAAAAUUCAGCCUACUCCCUGAACAGAAGACCAGCCGGAGGACUAUCUAGACCACUACCAUCUCCAGGAGCAGCCCCUUCCAAGUCCCACCACAUUUUGACUAUAAGCGAUCUUGAUGACACCCGCAGACUACGGCGACAUACACCACAGAAUACAGGCAUUCGUGGGCACAGCACUUGCCCCUCCUUGGGAUCUCCGACUAGUUCAAUUAAUCUUCGUCCUGGGAGUUCUCAUCACUCUAAAACCACCCAGCCUACCUCCCCAAUUUUCCCGCUUGGUGCUACUGAAAACUUGUUGACCUCCUCGUCAGCCCGCCCUGUCAGUCGAAGCGCUUCCUCUGCCCGGGGUGCCGGAAUUUUGGCAUCCCAUUCUACCUCAGGACUCUUUCCAGAGCCCAUGUGGCAUGGUGGCACUGGCAGCACCCCUCCUUCUAACCGAUCCCUUUCCUCGCCUACCCACCUUUCAACAAGACCAAGGUUGCCUUUUGACCUUAAUCAGUUGGACUCUGCAGAACUGCCACACAAUUUCAUGGCAUCACCAAAAGAACUGCCUGCAGAAAAUGGAACCUCACCUUUAGGAGACACAGUGGAUCCGCAAAGGGGUAGUCACCUAGUCACUGACAAGGAAUUUCCCUUUACCCCCUUUCAGUUGGACACGGAUCUAACUGUGGUUUCAGAACUCAAAACCGAGCUUGAAAUUGAAGCAACAGUACUAAAUGAGGGAGUUGCAAUGAACUGUAGUGAACAGAUUGUUGUUGAAGGUGAAGAAGAUCAGGAUGAGUUUUGGGGUCCAAAUGCAGAGGUGUCUGCUCGAAGAUUACCUCAUACUACAGAGGAUUGGGGUAAUAGUUCCUCCGAUGAUGAUAUGGGGAACUAUUUCGACUUUUCACGCACUAUAGUAACUUGCAAAGUUCCAAGAGAAGCCUCAAAGACACCCCCUUCUGCCUCUAUAAAAUCAAUUUCACAACUCGAUGGUGUAGAUGAUGGAACUGAGAGCGAUGCAAGUGUAACAAGCAGUAAUACUCAAAAUCUAAAGAACCCAAGUCAGGUUCAGAAACCAUCUCAGACCCUUGAUGGUCAGCAUCAUAAACCGUGGAAUAGUAACGGGCUAUGUGUGGAACAACCACCAGCCAAACCAUUUAGCUCUCUGUCCUUAGUUAGUACUGCAGAUCAAAGUUCAAGCAGCCCAACACAUUCUGAGAUUCCACAAGAGACUAGGGGUUACACAAAGUCAGGUUUCCAAGAUACAUAUCAGAACACUGAUUUUAUUGGUCAGGCAUUUCAGUCAAGUCCUGUAGUACCCCCUCAGGAGACUUUAACUAAUUUUGUUGUGCCAAAGGAAACGGAUACAGCAUUUCCAGCUUUCAGUGAUGGCAUUCCAGGAUACAGUUUGCCUACAGAUCUGGGGUUACCUCUAAUUCUGGACAGAUGUGACCCCCCCUCACCCAGCACCUGUUUUACAGAGUUGGUUCCAGUUAAAGAAGAUUCUCAGAUUGACCCACAAGAAUCUACAGAGUCAAAAGAAAUGUACUUGGAUCAUAACAGUGGUCAUUUUGUUUCCUCCAUUGACGGUUCUAUGAUUUGCCCAAAUAACUUGUCAGGGGGUUCAACAGAAGCAUCCUUCACAAACACAACAAAUGAAAGCCAAGUUCAAGUGCUGCCCCAAUCGGUCUCUGUGUUAUCUACAGAAACAAGCAGUUCUACAGUUCAGCUUGCUCCAUGUUUGCAGCCUACUUUCAUGUCAUUUGCUAAUUCAUCAUCAUCUUCAAAUAUUACUUUACACCCUGUCCAGAUGACUGAAAAUAAGACAAUCCUCCCACCAAUGGAGAGUUUUCGUAGCAAACUGCUAUCCCCUUCAGACGUAGGCCAACAGCCAGUCCCAAGGGGAGUUAUUUCUGCUGAUUUGCCUGCUCAGCCUGAUUCAGUCCUUCAUGUCCAGUCAGGUACUGGUGUAGCCCUUGCAUCCCUAAGGGCAUUGCCGUCCCCAGUGUACCCCACUUACACACAACCCAUGGGUUCAGCAACAGUCAGCAUAGUCCCAUCUGUAAACUCCCAAACAUCUGCUCAGUGCCGUCCAAUGUCCUCCAUUAUUCAAACAGCACCAUGCCCAGUUGUUGUUAAUGGCUAUAGCUCUAUGCCUAUGCAAAGGGAAGCUGCCCCUGGACGUACAAUUUCCAUAAACUUUUCGACUCCAAGACCGACAUUGGAGCCUCAACAAACGAUGACUCAAGCAUUACCAGGACAUGCAAUUCUCACUGUGAAGGAGGUGGGUGGACCCAGUGUGGAUCCAACCCCUCAUGUUUUACUUGUUAAUCGUCUUGGACAAAUAUUUGUCAAAAAUCCUGAAAGCAACACUUUCCAGCUACCCAGUCCCACCUCGCCUUCCUACAACUGUGUUACACAGAUUGCCAGCCUUCUGCAAAGCAAUGCUCUCUCUGCUACUCUGGCAGCUGCAGGCAACUUACCUGCAGUUGCUGGAGCAGCCAUCACAGCCCAAGUCCCCAGAAUGGUAACGCCUGUGGUUCAGAACUCCAAUACAAUCACACAGCUCCUCACAACUAACAGCAAAGGAACAGUAGCACCAUUGGAAGCCCAGAAAACAAACCAAAAUGCUAAAGAAUCUACUGAAUGCUCUGUUCCUGGAAUAAAGAAGCCACGGAAAAAGAAGGAACCUGCAGCACCUCGGAAAGCCAAGGCAACUACUGUACCUGGGGCAUCUGGCAAGCCAGCAGACAAUCAUGCUGAGAGUGCUCAAGCUAUUAUUAACCAAGCUAUGGCCAGCUAUUAUGACCCCAGUCGUAAGGCUAGUCGAAUUCUGAGUCCUUCAUCACCUUGUAACACCACUGCUGGUGGCAGAGCCCAAUCACCAAGUUCCAUAGCUCUACCACCAGGCCUCCUUGUUGAACCAGAGUCCACAAAUUCUCCACCGUCUACCCCAAGCUCAGUAUCUUCUCGACCAAAGCAGGUUCGAAUGAAAAGGGUGUCCUCUCUCUCUGAUCGCAUUGCCACCAAAAAAUCAAAGUCUGACUUUUUAGAGCCAGAACAUUCCAGUGGUCCAGAAGAGCAACGCAAAUUAAAUUCAGCUGCUGCCAGGUGUGGGGGAGUUCGCAUUAAAACUCCAACUGUCAAAGGUAUCCUUGAUCUGGACAAAAUCAAUGAGGAGCAAAGUAGUGAUUCUGAAAGUGCAAAGCCAGGACUCUGGGAUCGUUUCUCUGUGUCCCGAGGUUGUGACAGCAGUAAACCACAGGCCUUGGACACCACAUGGUGCAGUUCACUGUCUGACUGGAACAAAUACUCAGGGAUGCUGUCUGGCUCAGAGGAUGAGAUGCCUCCAGAAAGUGAAGAGAAGCACCCUCCCAGAGGAGACCAGCCACACCUACGUGUUGAAAUCACUAGUGAGGAUGGUUUUAGUGUGGAGGCAGACAGCAUUGAAGUGGCAUGGAGGGCUGUGAUCGAUGGGGUGCAGGAGGCUCGUGCUGUUGCCAAGCUGAGACAGCUUUCCUUAACUGCGAUGACCGGGGCUCGUAUGAUGGGUUUACUCCACGAUGCUGUGGUUUACCUGGUAGAACAGCUUCAGGGGGCCAAGAGCUGCCAUCGUCACACUUUCCGAUUCCAUAAGCAGCCUAGCCAAGAGGAGGACUUGCCCAUUAACCCCAGCGGCUGUGCUCGCUCUGAGGUCUACCUGAGGAAAUCUACCUUCGACAUGUUUAACUUCCUGGCUUCCCAGCAUAGACAGCUUCCUGACACUGAUCUCUAUGAUGAAGAGGAGGAUGAAGUUCUUCUGAAAUCUAGCAGGCGAGCAACAAGUUUGGAGCUUCCCAUGGCAAUGCGCUUCAGACAUCUAGAAAGGACAUCCAAAGAAGCUGUUGGUGUUUACAGGUCUGCUAUUCAUGGACGAGGGCUGUUCUGUAAGAGAAACAUCGAAGCUGGUGAAAUGGUCAUUGAGUACUCCGGCAUUGUCAUUCGCUCCGUUCUGACAGACAAGCGGGAGAAAUACUACGAUGGGAAGGGCAUUGGCUGCUACAUGUUCCGCAUCGACGACUUUGAAGUGGUCGAUGCAACCAUGCACGGCAACGCGGCGCGAUUUAUCAACCACUCGUGCGAGCCCAACUGCUAUUCCCGCGUCAUCAACGUGGAGGGCCAGAAGCACAUCGUCAUUUUCGCCUUACGCAAGAUCUACCGUGGCGAAGAACUAACCUACGACUACAAGUUCCCCAUUGAGGAUGCCAGCAACAAGCUCAGCUGCAACUGUGGAGCCAAGCGCUGCCGCCGCUUCCUAAACUGAGUUGGACCCUUUAGAAGAUCCUGAAGAGCGCAGGGGGGAAAGCAGACAGGCAAUAAUACAGAGGCACAGCGGACUGUGGAAAGCACAGAGUCCAUGAAAAGUCCAUGAAUCCUCACUAGCAGUGGUUUUAAAUGGUGUCCUAGAAAUUGGGAUUGAAACAACCGGAAAUCAACUGGACAGAUCCAGAUACAUCGUAAGGAUGUGCGCGUGAUUCACAAGCACUCCAUCUGAAGCAGUGUGGUUUUUAGAAGCACCUGCUUUACAGUCUGAGCAUUUUUAUUCCAGUCCACAAACAAAGAGUUCUGCUUCAUGCUUCCCUUUUUACAACACAGAGGUCGUGCAGACUAGUGAUGCGCUAGAAGAUGCACACUCCUCCGAAUAGAUUGCUAAUAUUUGUCAAAUUGUUGCUGCUGAAAAACUACUUUGGCUCAUGUAGGGAACCUGUAUUAGGUGUUCCAGGUGUUUUUUUGUUUUUGAACUUGUGCACGAGCAACAAUUACAGUGAUUGUCUGGCUGAUCAAAGUCUAAGUGGUUGGUACAACAGUUUUAGCUACUAAAAUAGUUUCAGUUCUGCUAAAUGGAUUGUGCUGACCCUCCUGCAGUCCGUGGCCUCUAAAAAAAAAAAAUUUGACUCCGGCUUUCUCCUGCACUUAGAAAGAAGUGCAAAUAGAUGUACAGGAGUUUUGUGGCAGUGAGAAUAUACUGUACCUGAAUGAAUAUAUGACUAAUCAAGAGAUAUAUCUAUAUAUACUUUUAACUGAGAUGUUUAUCUGUGAUGCUCAUGCUAGAACAUAGUAUAGGACUUGAUGUUUAGGAGAAGAAAAGGCUUUAUUCUGCUCAGGAAGAUGCUGUGAACCCCUGCAAUACGCCAUCACCAUCCAUUCCGUUUGUAAAAUCAUUUAGUAACACGACUUUUUUUUUUAUCGAAAGUCUCAAAUCAGCCUUUAAGCUCUCUUCUUCAGACGCCACUGCUGUAAUAUCUCAUUAGAAAACUCCCACUAGGCCUGUGUAUAUUAUUUAUUCUUUUUACCAUGUUGAUUUUUUUAUUUUAUUUUUUUUUGUCCCAAUUCAUGACUAUGAUUAAUUUAAUCAUGGAGAAAAUUUUGUCUCCCUUCUUGGGACCCUGCUGUUUUUUUUUUUGUUUGUUUGUUUGUUUGUUUUUUUUUCUCUUUCUUUUCUUUUCGUUUUUGGUGUCGGCUAAUUUUGCUCAUUUUCCUAACCUUUGAAUUCUUUAUGGUGCUAAACUUAACAAAAGUCUUGAAAUUUAAGUGGGAAAUCGCACAUUUCAUCAUCUUCGUCAUUCUUCGCAGUGUAAGACACUUCAUUGUGAAUCGCUCAAGUACUUGACAGAAAAAAGGUAGACUGCCGACAAUGUUAUUUUUUUUUUUAGAGGCGUCACAAGGUGUGGAGAAAGGAGACUUUUUACCCCCCCCCCCCCUCUCUGCUGUCUGCAUUAAACACUACUUGAGCUAACUAGGGAUAGUCACUUUGCAUCUUAUACAGUUCUUGUGUUGAGUUUUUCUCAUCUAUGUGACAGUUGCGCAUACCUACACGUAAUGUACAUCUAUACAAAUCACGGUCCCGAUCAAUUACUCAAGAAAAUCUCUCAGAAGCAACUUUUUUUUUUUUUUUUUUUAAA
Molecule: messenger RNA, 13300 nt
Organism: Hemibagrus wyckioides
Lineage: Eukaryota; Metazoa; Chordata; Actinopteri; Siluriformes; Bagridae
Gene: kmt2bb
Product: lysine (K)-specific methyltransferase 2Bb
Exons: 37
Coding region: 61-11661 (3866 amino acids)
Biological process (GO): positive regulation of DNA-templated transcription
Cellular component (GO): histone methyltransferase complex; nucleus
Molecular function (GO): histone H3K4 methyltransferase activity; zinc ion binding; protein binding
Source: RefSeq, a predicted model, not a curated record